GCACAAGCUUCCCCUCACGCCUCGCUGCUUACCAUGUCCCACACUCCUUCAUCGUCGCCAUGUCGCUGAGCAGAGCAUCGAUGCUGUCACGAGGCAGCACUCGCGUCGCCGGGCGCGCGCUCGGGCGGUGCGGCCUCACGCAAAAGAGGUGGGCGAGCAACAAGAACCAGAAGCCGUCGCAGGACCCCGACCAGCCGUUCUACCUGCAGCUGCAGGAGAGCAUCAUGGAGCGCGUGCAGAAGGAGAAGGCCGAGCAGAUUGAGAUCCAGGAGAUGCAGCAGCGUACUGCGCGCGGCAACUUCUGGGCCACGCUCACGGCCGUCGCCGUUGCCGCCGGCAUGGGAUACUACUACGGCCAGAUGAAGCCGCCCAAGCCCAACACCGCCUCGACCGCGCCGCUGCACUCGUUCCCGCCCGUCAAGCACAACAUCUCAGAGGCGAACAUGGAGGCUGCCUGGGCCGACUUCCGCGACAUCGUCGGCAAGGAGAACGUCUCGCUCGAGCGCUCCGAGCUGGAGUCCCACAGCGGCUCGUCGUGGUCGUCGCACCCCGCGGCCCCCGGCGACGUGCCCUUCUGCAUCGUCAAGCCCGCCAGCACCGCUGAGGUCAGCGCCCUCAUGAAGGUGUGCCACGAGCGCCGCAUUCCCGUGACCCCAUACAGCGGCGGCACCAGCCUCGAGGGCCACUUCGCCGCCACCCGCGGCGGCAUCUGCAUCGACUUCAGCCGCAUGGACAAGGUCCUCGCCCUGCACCCCGACGACCUCGACGUCGUCGUCCAGCCCGCCGUCGGCUGGGAGCUCCUCAACGAGGAACUCGCAAAGAGCAACCUCUUCUUCCCGCCCGACCCCGGCCCCGGCGCCAUGAUCGGCGGCAUGGUCGGCACCGGCUGCAGCGGCACAAACGCGUACCGCUACGGCACGAUGAAGGACUGGGUCAUCUCGCUCACCGUGGUCCUCGCCGACGGCACCGUCAUCAAGACCCGCCAGCGCCCGCGCAAGUCCUCCGCCGGCUACGACCUGACCCGCCUGUUCAUCGGCAGCGAAGGCACCCUCGGCCUCGUCACCGAAGCCACCCUCAAAAUCACCCCGAAGCCCCAACACACCUCCGUCGCCGUCAGCGCCUUCCCCUCCGUGCGCGCCGCCGCCGCCUGCGUGUCCCGCGUCGUCGGCACCGGGAUCCCCAUCGCCGCGAUCGAGAUCCUGGACGACGUGCAGAUGGCGUGCAUCAACGACGCGGGGCAGACGUCGCGCACGUGGCCCGCCGCGCCCACGCUGUUCUUCAAGUUCGCGGGCACGCCUGCCAGCGUCAAGGAGCAGGUCGCGCAGGUGCAGAAGCUGGCCAAGGCGGCGGGCAGCGUGUCGUUUGAGUUUGCGCGCAGCGAGCAGGAGAAGGAGGAUUUGUGGCAGGCGCGCAAGGAGGCGCUGUGGAGCGUCAUGGCCAAGGGUGAUGGGAGCCCUGAUGUCGGCGUGUGGACGACAGAUGUCGCGGUGCCGAUUAGCCAGUUGCCGCUGAUCAUCGAGGAGACCAAGGAGCAGAUCGGGAAGUCCGGACUGUUGGGGAGUAUCGUGGGGCAUGUUGGCGACGGGAACUUUCACGCAAUUAUCCUCUACAACCGCAAAACCGAACACGCCAAAACCGCGCACCUCGUGCACACCAUGGUCAACCGCGCCCUCGAACUCGAAGGCACCGCGACCGGCGAGCACGGCGUCGGGCUGGUGAAGCGCGACUACCUGCCCCAGGAACUGGGCGCCACGACCGUGGACGCCAUGCGCCAGCUGAAGAAGGCGUUCGACCCGCUGUGCUUACUGAAUUGCGAUAAGGUGGUCAGGGCGAGGGAGAAGGGGGAGGAGGAG
Molecule: messenger RNA, 1853 nt
Organism: Boeremia exigua
Lineage: Eukaryota; Fungi; Ascomycota; Dothideomycetes; Pleosporales; Didymellaceae
Exons: 3
Biological process (GO): lactate catabolic process
Cellular component (GO): mitochondrion
Molecular function (GO): FAD binding; D-lactate dehydrogenase (cytochrome) activity; D-lactate dehydrogenase (NAD+) activity
Source: RefSeq, a predicted model, not a curated record